GAAUUGUCUAUAGAGCUCUGAGACAGGAUUGUGUCAAGGCACAGUUCUGGGGAAGGGUACAGAAAAAUUUCUGCAGCAUUGAGGUCCCAAUGAGCACAGUGGCCUCCAUCAUCCGUAAAUGGAAGAACUUUGGAACCACCAGGACACGCAAUGUACAGAGACAUCCUUGAUGAAAACCUGCUCCAGAGCGCUCUGGACCUCAGACUGGGAUGACGGUUCACAACAGGACAACGACCCUAAGCACACAGUCAAGAUAAAGGAGUGGCUUUGUAGCUUGUAGCAUCAUACUCAAAGACUUGAGGCUGUUACUGGGGCCAAAGGUGCUUCAACAAAGUAUUGAGCAAAGGCUGUAAAUACUUAUGUACUUUUUUUUUUUUUUUUUUUUUUGUAUGUAUAAAUUUGCAAAGAUUCCAAACAAAACUUCUUUCAUGUUGUCAUUUUAAUAUUUUUAUAUAGAUAUAUAAAAUCUUUCUGACCCCUAACAUUUGAACAGUAGUGUAUAUUACUCGGCAAAAAAAAUGUGUAAAAAUACUAAUGUUUUCCCUUUAUCAAGAGAAAUCAAAACUCAAUUAGCCAAGGCCUCCAAUACAGAAUUGAAUGAUGAGCACAGACACCUACACACUUUCCAUCUCAACUUUAAUAGCUGCCAGCACAGAGAAUUGAUUAACAUCAAACAAAUCUGUUUGUCCUUUAUGAGCUGAACAAUAUAUUCCCUUUUUAACCUUUAGCUCAAAUCUUUCAACAAAUUUAAUAAAUUAUUUUUAAGUAUAAUUUCCCAUGUCAGCAGCAUGCAAAGUGGUUUUAAAACAUCACCUGUAAAAUCCAAAGGUUCUGGCAAGUGAAGCAAACGGUGACCUCCUAUCUCUUGUUUACCUGGUUGCCAUGACCUGCUCUGAAGAGUGACCGCCAGUAUCGACCCGUCUUUAAUUUGUUUACCUCUUCUCCUUUUCUUUUUUUUUAGCCAGAGCGACAGUGAAAGUAAGGACACAGGAAGUCAGAGAUACAGCAGCGAGGGGAUGCAUCCAGGCUACUUGUGAGGGGGCUAAACUUAUAAAUCAGAGGACUUACUUGAAUUUUGGUAAGGAUGAUGUAAAGGAUUCAACAACUAUUUUUUUUUUAGUUUCCACUAGAAAUGAUAUUCCAUGUGUCUGUCGAUCUAGUGGUUUAUAAUCAAGCAUAUAUUUCUAUUAUUAGUAGUUUCAGUUGAGUUUCCUGUCCUCUCUGUUUCCUGUUUAGUAGAAAAGCACCUCACCUCAGACUUGACUUUACAGUUGUAGUGUUGCUCACUGUGUUUUAUCAUUCCUGAAGUGUAAUAUUGAAGGCUAGAAAAAGGCAUUAAUGUUAGAGUGGUAGUUUUAGAUACUAAAGAAAGAGAAGGAAAAAACAAAAAAAUGUAUUUUAAGAAAGAUAUAGAAGGCACAUGGAAAGCAGCCUCACAUAUUUCAGAAAAACAUCACAUUUUGAGUCUCUGCCCAAGAAGGACUGGAGGAGUAGGCAGAGCAGUGGGGCGGAAGCAAAGCAGAACAAGGGAGAGAGAGUUUGAGAAAGACAGUGGGAGGUGGAAAAAAAAGACUGAGCUUAAAAAAGACAGAAACACUCCUUUGGUGGUUGCUUAUGAACAGUUAGUACCCUAAGGCUGCGUGUGUGUUUCCAUGGUGAUGUCUGAAGGGCAGACCAGCAAAGAGGCUGCUGGUGCCAGGCAGCGACGCAGGACCAGCCCAAACCCGGAGAGAGAACACCUAGAGGGACUUUCCUCACCGCCCACUGCUCACAAACUCUCACCCAUGUACCCUAAGGAGGAGCACAGCGUAGGAGCCAUCAGCUCCUCUGUCAACUACAUUGAUGGAGCCUAUGAGUACCCAGACCCCACACAGACCUACGGCACCUCAUCACCUGCCUCUGUCGGAUACUACCUGGCUCCCACGGACCCCCACGCACCCCCCGUUGAAGAACAUCUGCAGACGUUGGGCGCUGGAUCCAGCAGCCCCCUCAUGUUUACACCCUCCAGCCCUCAGCUGUCCCCGUGCCUGAGCCAUCAUGGAGGACACCACUCCACCCACCAGGUGUCCUACUACCUGGACACAUCUUCUAGCACAGUCUACAGGUCAGGUGUGGUAUCUUCUCAGCAGCCAAGUGUUGGUCUGUGUGAAGUGUUGUGCAGUGCGACUGACAGGCAGGAGUUGUACACCGGAUCAAGAGCUGCAGGAGGAUUUGAUUCAGGGAAGGAGACGCGCUUCUGUGCGGUGUGCAGUGACUAUGCCUCUGGCUAUCAUUAUGGAGUCUGGUCCUGCGAGGGAUGCAAAGCUUUCUUCAAGAGAAGCAUUCAAGGUCACAACGACUAUGUUUGUCCAGCGACCAACCAGUGCACUAUUGACAGAAACCGCAGGAAGAGCUGCCAAGCAUGCAGACUACGCAAGUGUUAUGAAGUUGGCAUGAUGAAAGGAGGUAUUCGUAAGGACCGCGGUGGCCGCGCUAUCAGGCGUGAGAGGAGGAGGAGCAGUAAUGAGGCUCGUGACAAGAGCUACAAUGAGCAGUCAAGCCGUGCUGCACUGAGGACAGCUACCCCUCAGGACAAGAGGAAGAAGAGCAGCAGCGGGGUGGCCAGCGCUAUAUUAAUGCCACCUGACCAGGUGCUGGUGUUGCUUCUAGGGGCAGAGCCGCCGGCUGUCUGUUCACGUCAGAAGCACAGCCGCCCGUACACCGAGAUCACCAUGAUGUCCCUGCUCACAAACAUGGCUGACAAAGAACUCGUCCACAUGAUCGCCUGGGCUAAGAAAGUACCAGGGUUCCAGGACCUCUCUCUGCAUGACCAGGUUCAGUUGUUGGAGAGCUCUUGGCUGGAGGUGUUGAUGAUCGGCCUCAUAUGGAGGUCCAUUCAUUCACCUGGAAAACUCAUCUUUGCUCAGGAUCUCAUCCUUGAUAGGAGUGAAGGAGAAUGUGUUGAGGGAAUGGCUGAGAUUUUCGACAUGCUUUUGGCGACUGUGGCUCGAUUCCGCAGUCUCAAACUCAAGCUGGAGGAAUUUGUUUGUCUUAAAGCCAUCAUACUUCUCAAUUCUGGUGCAUUUUCAUUCUGCUCCAGUCCAGUGGAGCCCCUGAUGGACAGCUUCAUGGUGCAGUGCAUGCUGGACAACAUCACUGAUGCCCUCAUUUACUGCAUCAGUAAAUCAGGUGCCUCGCUGCAGCUGCAGUCCCGCCGUCAGGCACAGCUCCUGCUGCUGCUCUCCCACAUCAGACACAUGAGCAACAAAGGAAUGGAGCACUUAUACCAUAUGAAAUGUAAGAAUCGAGUCCCGCUAUAUGAUCUUUUGCUGGAGAUGCUGGAUGCCCAACGAUUCCAAUCCCCAGGAAAGCUGCAGCAACUAUGGGAACAGAGUGAGAAAGACCCCCCGUCUACACCAACAACCAGCAGCAGCAGCAGCCCCUCCAGAGGACCUGGAGCCAUGCAGCCCAACACUGCCUGUCUCAGCCCAGACCCCUGAUCUAUGUACCGAUCUGGUACCAUAUACAAUCCCAACAGCUGCAAAAUGUGAAGACUGCAAACCAGUAAUAAGAACUGUGAUUCAAAACAAUGCUGUCUAAUAGUUUUUGAAGGUGAAACUGAAGUUGAGUCUCUCCUUGUGCCUUAUCAGAGUCCACUUUAGAUUUCCAUCUAGAAAUGAGCAUUUGAAAAUAAACCUAUUUGUAGAAACACACAGGUUAGGUCUUCAGAUAGUAAUAAGGCUCCCAAACACUAUACAUAUAUGGUCAAGCUUAUUACAGGGAUUCAAAAGACAUUUUCUUGUAGACUUGUGAAAAAAGGGCUUUUUUUGGGCACUGAGAGACAGGUUUUUGUAGAAGCUGCUAAUUCUUCUAAUAUUCUUUCAAUAUCUGUUUAGUGACAGCUUUAACAUCACAAACCCACUAAAACAAAUAAAUAAAUAAAAAGGAAAAGAAAAAAGGACAACCAAGCAGGUUGCAUUAGAAACUAGCUUUUCUGCAGGCAAAAUCAGUUUAAUUGCUGAACAUUUAGUUAUCAGUGAUUAUUCAGUCAGUGGAUUAGAAAACAGGUGGUUUUAUAUUGACAUUUCACUGUCAAAUCUGAGCUGUCAGUCACAGAAAUUAGUAUAUUACCUUAAAGUCCCCCUGUAGUCAAUAAUUUUAUCCCUUAAAACUCAUCUUUGAUCACCAAAAUGACAUAUUUGAAUGUUUUUUCCUUGGGGGUAAAAGAAAAAAAUCUUCAUGCCUUAAAAUAGCUUGAAUGUAACUCUACACCCUUGCCUCAUUUAGUAUACGUGGUUCUAUGAAUAUGCAAAAUUAGCCCCGCCUCCACUCACACCAGUUCAGAGAUCCACUCGUUGACGUGAUUGGUUACAAGGUAGUUUGUGAUGUCACAAACACCAGCGAUUUUAGACACGUUUUUGAGACUGUCUUUUUUUCACUGCAGUUUUAAAGAGAAAAUACUCAGCAAUGGUGUCGACUUAUGAAUUAAAAACACAAUUACACAAUUUUGUUUAUAAACAAAAUUAAAAACUGGAUUUUCACCACAGGGGGUCUUUAAAUGUAUAAAAACUGAAGAACUUUAUACUCCAGUGUCUGUGUUACUCAUUUUUCAUGUUACUAUAAUUACUUACAUUAUGGCAAUAACAAGUAACAUGAACACUUUAAUAUAAAGUGUGACCAAACUGAAAAGAGCGCAGGAGAAAAGUUACUCUUAGAACAAAGAAAAAAAACAAGAAAAAGAAAAUUACUUGUAUAAAACGGUUAAUGUUAAUGCAUCGUGAUUUAUUCUCGCAAUCAGAGAGCUAUUUAUCAAUACAAAUCAUUGAUCUAUUUUUAAUGUUAAAGGGUUAGUUCACCCAAAAAUGAAAAUGAUGUCAUUUAUUACUCACCCUCAUGCCGUUCCACACCUGUAAGACCUUUGUUAAUCUUCGGAACGAAAAUUAAAAUAUUUUUGUUGAAAUCCGAUGGCUCAGUGAGGCCUGCAUAGCCAGCAAUGACAUUUCCUCUCUCAAGAUCCAUUAAUGUACUAAAAACAUAUUUAAAUCAGUUCAUGUGAGUACAGUGGUUCAAUAUUAAUAUUAUAAAGCGACAAGAAUAUUUUUGGUGCGGCAAAAAAACAAAAUAACGACUUAUUAUAGUGAUGGCCGAUUUCAAGCGUGUCGAAUCAGCGUGUCGAAUCAUGAUUCGUUUCGCGUGUCAAACCGCCAAACUGCUAAAAUCACGUGACUUUGGCGCUCUGAACCGCUGAUUCGACACGCCGAUUCAUAAUGUUCCGAAGCUUCCUGAAGCAGUGUUUUGAAAUGUGGAACGGCAUGAGGGUGAGUAAUAAAUGACAGAAUUUUCAUUUUUGGGUGAACUAACCCUUUAAAGCUGCAGUCCUUAAUUUUGCCUCUUUGUUGCCAUCUCUGUUUGAAACCUGCAAUUGCAGUUAUUUGCAGAAUUAUCUUUACAUGCAUUGUGCCUCGGCACGGCUCCUCAGCGCAGAUGAAUCUAAUGUUUUGCUGUCAGUCACCACAUCGGUGUGGAUACUGUACUUCGGAAUCACAGAUUGUAGUCUUGAACUUGAAGUAUGUCCAAAAUAAGAAUUUUCACCGGAAAACAUCAUCUGAACAAGUAACAAAUCUGCCACUUUUGUUCUGAACAACAGAGAAAAAAAGCAUUACAAUAAAUCGCGCUGCCAAUGGUGAUUAAAUCUAACGAUGGCUUAGCUCAGAUCACGUCAAACCAUGCAAAUUAUCAUUAUUGUUAUACUUUGUUCUCAAAUUGUUAAUGUUAACAACAUCAGCAUUGCGUGACUGUGUAUUUAGUGUGUUGUAGCGUUACCUGUAGAUUUCAAUUUCUGUGCAGUCUAAUCUCUGAUGUUAAUUUGUCAUACCAUACAAUCCGCCAUCAAAAUGAUAAGUUUAAUUAUUGCAGCUGCUGUGAGAAAAGGAUAUAAAUGAUCUGCCUCACAUGUGAUAUAGCCUACUAGCUGGGUCUUGUUCUUUAUGUAAACAGACGUAACGUAAUGAUGCAAAGACAAACGGCGACAUGCUAGAAUUUCCCGCGAAAACCCACCAGUACCACCCGAAUUAUAAAACAUUAUUACAAGCUUACUGUUGUGAAUCGGGUUAAGGUAAGAAGAUAGUUUUGAACACUGGCUGGUUAUGUACAUGCUCAAAUUGAUUUUGGAUCAUUUUUAACCAAAAAAAAAAAGUUACGGACUGCAGCUUUAAUAUGUAAUUUUAACUCAAAUUGGAAAAAAAAAACUUCUCAGUGAUAGUGGUGACAUUAGUGGCAUCUUUUUUGUGCAAAGACAUUUACUUAUUGGUUGGCUGAUUUUACAAAAUUUUAAAUCCUAUUUUUGCUGUAUUAAAGUGCUGUAAUUGGUUUUAUGGCGAUGUUAGAGCCAAAUUUCAACACUGUGAAGGACAAUGACGGCCUUCUAUUACGAUGUAAACUACAAAUCUGUGAAUGUGUUUGGUCAUAGUCCAGUAGACUUGUACAUUGCAUUUAUCAGCUAUUAUAUUAUAUUUUGAAGGACCUAUAUGUGAAAUGUUAAUUUGGCUCAAUUAAUUUUAAAGAUAGAGUUAAAAAAUAUAUUAAAUGAAAAGAUGUGUCUUUUAUUAUCAGCAUUAGCAAACUGUACAUAGAUAAAUAGGCAUAAACAUUGUAAUCAUAAUUAAUGUUUUUGUCAUAUUGUCAUUGUCAUAACACAAAUUAACAUAGAUGACGGUAAUAAAAAGCACGCGUCUCUCAUAGAGCUACA
Ctenopharyngodon idella (grass carp) is the source of this 6727-nucleotide messenger RNA. RefSeq names its product estrogen receptor 1 (gene esr1). The record is from RefSeq and is a predicted model, not a curated record. Gene Ontology annotation, molecular function: zinc ion binding; DNA-binding transcription factor activity; steroid binding. NCBI's taxonomy places the organism in Eukaryota, Metazoa, Chordata, Actinopteri, Cypriniformes, Xenocyprididae. The coding region runs from base 1653 to 3479 and encodes 608 amino acids. Gene Ontology annotation, cellular component: nucleus. The transcript has 8 exons. Gene Ontology annotation, biological process: regulation of DNA-templated transcription; steroid hormone receptor signaling pathway.